GUAGUAAUGUAGUGCCUGUCAACAUAUAAACAAACAACUUAUUCUCACAAUUUAACGUGUUUGAAAAUCGAUUUCAAUCAUUACUUAUUGAUAAUAUAAAGCGUUCCAAUCCCUCUGCAAUGCAGAACUGUUACAGAAGUCAGUCAAAGAAUACCGAAGGUAUGCAAAAGGAUCAGGAUGAUCGGCUUACAAAAAAGCACAUUCAAACUCUGUCAUUCGUUCAAGAAGUUGUCAACGAGAACAAAGCGUUGAAAGAUAAGAUUAAAGAACUAGAAGAUGAAUUAGCAAAGUGCAGCCGUCUCCACGAGGUGGCGAACGAGGCGCAAGAUAGAAUACAGAAAAUUCAAGCGGAUUCUUUAAAACGUAUUGAUCAAAUUACGGCAGACUUAACGGAGAAACAUGCCAAUGAGAUCUUAAGAAAAGUUCAGGAAAAACUCAAUGCAGAAAAAGAAUGGUGUGAGAAAGAGGAGAAAUUCACUUCAACUGUUGAGAGUUUAAGAGUGGAGAAUACGAAGUUAAAAGGUUUAUUGGAAACGUUAAGAGACGGAUUUGAAGAUUUAGAGGGAACAAAGAAUAAACUGGGUAAUGUACUUGAUGAGCUUUGUGUAGUUAAGGAAGAAAAUGAUAACCUAAAAGAGGAAUGUGCGAAUCAACGAGCCGAAUUGAGUAGGCUUGCUAAAGUGGAAAUAGCCAACAAGAACUUAGCGGACGAAGUUAGAGCAGUUAACGCUAAACGCAAAGAAUUGGAGUUUGAAUUAAGCAGAACACGUAAUGAGCUAAGUGGAAUGUGUAAUGAGGACGUUUUCGCGAGUUUAAAAGCAAAAAUUACUAAGCUAUUACGAGAAAAGGACGAAGCGAAUGAACGGGAAGCGAAUCAGGAGAUAACGAUUAAUGAUUUGAAAUCAGAAUUGGCUCUGACUAGGCGAGCUUAUAGCGAUUCGGAAAGGCAAAGAACGGAACUAGAGGAAGAAAUAAAGAAAAUGCGACUAAAUAUGGAACAGCAUCGAAAGUCAAUUCCUAUUUCCGGUACAGAAUCGUUUAAAGAUUACGUUCUGCUUAAAAGAGACUUUUCUGCAUUGAAAAAGCUAAACGAAGAAUUAACAUUAAAGUUGAAUUUGAAACAAACUGCUUUACCUAAACUUAAGCCGGAAAGUAUGGCUAAAGGCAAUCACAAAGGUAAACGUUAA
Dimorphilus gyrociliatus is the source of this 1187-nucleotide messenger RNA. The record is from the annotation of a GenBank genome assembly. NCBI's taxonomy places the organism in Eukaryota, Metazoa, Annelida, Polychaeta, Dinophilidae.